CAGAGCGGGCGCGGUGAUUCCAGCAGCACGCUGUACCGCUGUGCCGUGGCUGUUCUGUGCCGGGCUCGGUGAUGCUUUUGGAUUGUGAACUCACGCCUCAUGCUUCGUACCCCUCGCCUCACUCACACUCUCGCCUUCACUCUCACGUCGGCAAUCGAGUACAAGCAAGUGCUGAACAUAGCAUUGAGCUCAUGCUGCCCGCCCGCGUGGGGACGGACAGGCGCGCAGAUGCUCUGGAAGCACCGCUGGAACAACCGCCAAACCCCCCUGUCCUGGCAUCGCACAGUGCACCCGCUUACUGUCUUCGUCUCCCAAUCUUUGCGUCUCCAGCCCCGUCGACUCCCGGCGCAUGACACCACCCGGAUGGCCUCUCCAAUGAAGAAAAGGCCCCCAAUACAGGGCCCCAAAAAAGCCCUAAGAGCUGCAUCGGCGAGUCCAGCUGUGAAGCUCGCUAUCGAAUCAAAAGUGGCGCCCCGAGCCUACGGGAGGCUAAGGCAAGUCUGCGGGUGCAAUGGACGGAUGGGAUGGACAUGGCCACACUUGCACGGAGGUAUAGUUUCUUGGUCAGCCAGCGGUGCAUGCCAAGAUCGAGCCAUUCGCAGUGGAGAUGCGGAGCAGAGCAGAUAGCGGUACAGGUACUCGGAAAUUGCCUCUUGAGUGAGAGGUGGUUGAUGAUAUGGAUGGGUGCGAUUCAUAUGCCAGGCACGCUGAGGAUGUGACGGGUGCACGAGAUGACGGGAAAGCUUGUAUUAUCCAGAAAGAACAAUAAAGCCCUGCGAGAGCCACCAUGACAAUCAUAAACAUUCAUGU
This is a messenger RNA of Trichoderma asperellum CBS 433.97, 810 nucleotides long. The record is from RefSeq and is a predicted model, not a curated record. Lineage: Eukaryota; Fungi; Ascomycota; Sordariomycetes; Hypocreales; Hypocreaceae.